Electrophorus electricus (electric eel) is the source of this 1727-nucleotide messenger RNA. RefSeq names its product homeobox A11a (gene hoxa11a). Gene Ontology annotation, cellular component: nucleus. Gene Ontology annotation, molecular function: DNA-binding transcription factor activity, RNA polymerase II-specific; RNA polymerase II cis-regulatory region sequence-specific DNA binding. Gene Ontology annotation, biological process: anatomical structure development; regulation of transcription by RNA polymerase II. Lineage: Eukaryota; Metazoa; Chordata; Actinopteri; Gymnotiformes; Gymnotidae. The record is from RefSeq and is a predicted model, not a curated record.
GUGUACGUCUCAAAAUUUCUGGCUCGGGGAUACGGCUUCAAAGGAGGGCAAGAGGCACGCGCGCUUGUAAGCCAUGUUAAGGGCGCUGUGUUCGGGUCUCGCUAGCCCUAGCUAGAAACGGUACCGCUAAUGAUGGAUUUUGAUGAGAGAGUUCCCGUCGGUUCUAAUAUGUAUCUACCCAGUUGUACGUACUAUGUCCCGGGUGCUGACUUCACCGCGCUGCCCUCUUUCCUAUCUCAAAACCCGAGUUCUCGUCACGUUUCUUACUCCUACUCGACAAAUUUGCCGCAGGUUCAGCCUGUUAGAGAGUUUACAUUUAGGGAAUAUGCUUUUGAAGGGUCCGGAAAGUGGCCUCACCGGGGUUCGCUGGCUCAGUGUUACACAGGAGAGGACGUGUUGCACCGGGAUUGUUUGCCAACCUCCACUACCAACCUCGGAGAAAUGUUCGCGAAGAAUAGUUCCGCCGUGUACCAUCAGUCCACGGCAAGCUCGGGCACAUCGUCGAACUUCUACGGGAGCACAGGGAGGAACGGAGUGCUUCCACACGCCUUCGAUCACUUUUUCGAUACCGCAUAUGGAAAUAUAGAAAACGCGCACAACAAGGAAUACAUGGGUGAGGACAAACAGCACUCUAGCAAUUACGAGACGCCAAUACCCGCCCCGGAGCAUGAGACAGAGGGAAAGGAGCUAGGCGAGCCCAGUAGUCCCGAGUUCUCUUCCGGCAACAACGAAGAAAAGAGGAUCCGUGUGAACAAUGUGCCGAGAGCACGGAAGAAAAGGUGUCCGUACACUAAAUACCAAAUCCGUGAGCUCGAGAGGGAGUUCUUCUUCAGCGUGUACAUCAACAAAGAGAAACGUCUUCAGCUCUCCCGAAUGCUCAACCUCACCGACCGCCAAGUCAAAAUCUGGUUUCAGAACAGACGCAUGAAAGAAAAAAAACUAAAUCGGGACCGUUUACACUACUACACCACGAACCCUCUGCUAUAGGACACCGGCAUAACUCACAACUCCUGCUGUAAUAACAACAGCAUUAACCGCGAGGCGAUAAUGGUGCUCAGAGGGUAAUUUCAAAUUCGAAGACGGAGGCCUUUGGAUUGAUGCAGUGACAGUGAACACGAACCUAUGGACGUUUUACUGCGGGUAAUUGUGUGCAUGUUGCUCGUACGGUUUUAAUGGUCAGCAGAGAUGUUUUGUUUUGAAAGCCCAAGUCACUCAACCGUAUCGAAUAUUUUUGCUUGAAAUCUAAUACAGAGUUUGCGAUCUGAAUUUAUUUUCUGAUGAAAAAUGUGCUUUUGAAAUAUUUUCAGAGGCAUAUCUAGGCACUAGUAACGUUAACGUGGAAUUACAUUUUGGUCUUUAAUGCUAAAGACUUUGGUGUGACCAAAUAUUAAACAAAAUGUUUAUUUAUUGCUCCACAUCUGUAGUGGCGUUUUAUUUUAUUUUUCACAUUAACUGAAGAAAACCGUCUGACAGGAUUAUUGAAGCAAUAACAUUUUCUACCAGUAAAACGGCGCUCACAGUUGCACUUGAACUGUUAAUAUUAUGAUGGACUCUGAAAUAUUCUUGUUGUGAGAUAUUUAAAAUUUCUUAUGAGAUCAGCUAAAGACAAAGAUGCAGAACUGAAGACGAGAGAUGACUACUCUCACCAAAGCCUCAUGGGCUGUAAAGAAACUCCUAUUGUGAACUCCUCGUGUGAUUUUUUCAACUCGAUUUGGAGAAGGUGGUAC